Messenger RNA from Lampris incognitus (smalleye Pacific opah), 924 nucleotides. RefSeq names its product homeobox C13a (gene hoxc13a). The record is from RefSeq and is a predicted model, not a curated record. Gene Ontology annotation, molecular function: RNA polymerase II cis-regulatory region sequence-specific DNA binding; DNA-binding transcription factor activity, RNA polymerase II-specific. The transcript has 2 exons. The coding region runs from base 1 to 924 and encodes 307 amino acids. Lineage: Eukaryota; Metazoa; Chordata; Actinopteri; Lampriformes; Lampridae. Gene Ontology annotation, biological process: regulation of transcription by RNA polymerase II.
AUGACGACUUCGCUGGUUCUGCAUCCACGCUGGGCGGACACCUUGAUGUACGUUUAUGAAAAAAGCCCGAAUGAAAAUAAUCAGAAUAAAAGCCAAACAAUGGAGGGAUUGAGCGGUAAUUGCCCCGCGACCCACUGCAGGGACCUGAUGUCGCACCCUGCGCUGGGACGACAUUCUGGCACCAUAGCGACCCACCAGGGCUCCGUCUACUCGGAUAUUUCCUCUCCAGAUACCGGACGACAGUGCCCCGCACCCCAGACGUCGUCGAGUGCUUCUCUGAGCUACGGUUACCCGUUUGGAAACCCUUAUUACGGUUGCAGAUUGUCUCAUUCCCACAACGUGAACUUGCAGCAGAAGCCUUGCUCGUACCACCCUGCAGAGAAAUAUGCCGAGCCCAGCACAGCGUUGCCCACGGAAGAACUGUCUAGCAGGGCGAAAGAGUUUGCCUUCUACCCCAGUUUUGCUAGCUCCUACCAAGCCGUGCCGGGAUAUCUCGACGUCUCGGUGGUACCCGGCAUUAGCGCGCAUCCAGAACCGCGGCACGACGCCUUGAUUCCAAUGGAGGGCUAUCAGCACUGGGCUCUGUCCAAUGGCUGGGAUGGGCAGGUGUACUGUUCCAAAGAGCAAACGCAGUCCACUCAUCUUUGGAAAUCACCCUUUCCAGAUGUCGUGCCACUGCAGCCUGAGGUCAGCAGCUACCGCCGAGGGCGCAAGAAACGUGUUCCCUACACCAAGAUCCAGCUGAAGGAGCUGGAGAAAGAGUACGCAGCGAGCAAGUUCAUCACCAAAGACAAGAGAAGACGUAUCUCGGCCGCGACCAACCUUUCAGAGCGCCAAGUGACCAUUUGGUUUCAGAAUCGACGAGUCAAGGAAAAGAAAUUCGUCAGCAAAUCCAAGACUAGCAAUCACAUGCACGCCACUUGA